Molecule: messenger RNA, 351 nt
Organism: Dissoconium aciculare CBS 342.82
Lineage: Eukaryota; Fungi; Ascomycota; Dothideomycetes; Mycosphaerellales; Dissoconiaceae
Exons: 1
Source: RefSeq, a predicted model, not a curated record
AUGCGCCAGCAGGUCGAGGACCAACGACAACGUCAUGCUGAGCAGCAACACUUCCUGAGCCUAAUUGAAGAACUCCAAGGACGACUCAACGCUGUGGGAGCUACCAACAACCCAGGGGCCACGACAACCGGACCCCCCGGAGUUGCCCCAGGAGUCGCCCCAGGAGCCGUGGGACAACCGGGACGGGUCAAGGUUCCGAAGCCCGACUUGUUCUAUGGGGAUCGUGCCAAGUUCGAUAAUUGGGCCCUUCAAGUCGACCUGUACCUCCGCUUUAACCCGGCUCCGACGGACGAAGACGCGGCCUUACUCGCCGCUAUGUACCUUCGAGGAAGAGCCGAGCAGUGGAUCAAG